Messenger RNA from Cornus florida, 1704 nucleotides. RefSeq lists its product as uncharacterized. Lineage: Eukaryota; Viridiplantae; Streptophyta; Magnoliopsida; Cornales; Cornaceae. The record is from RefSeq and is a predicted model, not a curated record. The coding region runs from base 465 to 1454 and encodes 329 amino acids. The transcript has 3 exons.
AAGAAGAGGUUUGCACAUGUGAUGCCGACACUGAGUGACCUAAUACGAAGAAGUUCUCUGCAACAAUGAUGGUCUCGUAUUUAAAGCAUAAAUUGGGUUAAGAUUGAUUAGAUAGGAAUAAGGUAGUAAUACGUGAUAACGGCAGAUUUGUGGGACACGUCGAAGACUGAACUACCCAACUCUCUCAAUCCCAUGCACCAUGUUGGAAGGAAUUGCACAAGGUGGGUUUUGAUUGUGGAAGCCAUAAAUUAGCAAUUUCUAUACCAGGGUUUUUUACUGGUGAAAUAUGAACUUUUUCAUAAAUUUUCAGAGUGGGGUUGUGGUGUCAAGAUUUGAGAUAUUGCUAAUUUGAAGGAAGUCUUUGUGUUGUCAGUGUACUGAGAAGCAAAUGCAAAGUCUCUUAGCUUUAAGUGGUGGUUUGUGUUGUUGGUGCAUGAUAUUAUAGUAACUGAUAAGAUCAAGGAAUGGCAAUGUCUUUCCACACACUUAAUUACCCUUGUCAUACAUUUGGUUAUAUGAAUAAGCACAGAACCCAGUAUAAAACAAGGACAAAUCCGGUACUUCCGUUGUCAAUUCUGCUUCAAACUAAUGAUAGUGGUAAUUUACUUGACUCCAAGAACAGUUCCGGUAUAAGUACAGGUUCAACAAGCAAUUAUUUUAGUGGUUCCUUGCUCAGUCAAGCUAAUACAGUGGGGAUUCUUGGAGGUGUAUCUAUAGAUUCUACUUUGAAUUUCUUGAACAAAUUGGUCAGGUGGAGUUCAAAAGACGGAGAAGACUGCCUACCCUUUGUUCUUUGCUCCGAUCCUGUUUUAAACAAGGAGCUUUUAUCGCAUGAGAGAAAUUUUUUCCCGUCCCUUAACCUUAAGAAUAAAAAUGAAUAUUCCCAAAUGGAUCACACUUCAAUUCAGGAGCAUCUCAGGUGUAAAAGGGUUUUUCUCGAGCAAUCCGGAGCUCGCUGCAUAGUAAUGCCUUGUCAUGUAUCUCAUUCAUGGCAUGAUGAAGUUUCCAGGGGAUGUUCUGUUCCUUUCCUUCAUAUGGGUGAAUGUGUUGCCAGGGAGCUCAAGGCAGCAAAAUUGAGGCCGCUUGAAGCUGGAAGUCCUCUGCGGAUUGGGGUUCUUGGUGACAAUGCGACUUUGACAGCCGGGUUUUAUCAGGAGAAACUGAAGAUUGAGGGUUUUGAGGUUGUGCUGCCGGAUAAAGCAACCAUGGAACAUACAGUAAAUCCUGCAAUUGAAGCUUUACGCAGAAAGGAUAUAGAAGGGGCAAGGAAUCUGUUGAUAAUUGCACUACAAGUUCUUCUGGUAAGGGCUGUUAACACUGUCAUCCUUGCGUCUGAUGAAAUGCGGGAUCUUUUGCCACGCGAUGAUCCUCUUCUCAAAAAAUGUAUUGACCCUAUUGAUGCGUUGGCUAGAUCAACUAUCAAGUGGGCUCAAUCUGCUGAAAGAAGUACAUAAACAAUGCCUAGAACUUAAGGAUGCUGGUUUUUUGUGCAUCUCUAUUGGUAUUAUAUACAAAAUCUUGUUAAUAUUGUGAUUUUUUAAGUUAAAAUUCUUAUCAUUGAUGCAAUGUUUCAGUUUACCAAUUUAGUUAUCAUGGUAGGGCAAUUUGGGUUGAAACUGGUUCUGUUUUAUCGUGUAAAAAGAACUGAUUUGAAGAUUGUAAUGAAAGCUCAUUUAUUUAUCACAUGAACAAUUCAGAAAGAAA